AUGUCUUCCCGCAGUUCGAUGCCCCAUAGCGAAAAUCCGAGCCAAAAUUCCGAAACCGAUCAGUCCGAUAACAAUGGCUCUUCCCCGCCAUCGAGCAGUAAACGCCCUCGUCAAACCCCCACCAACCAAAAUGAAUCAUCGGAAGAUGAAAGUGCGGAAGGUGAUGGGCCUUCUGAUCAAGAAGAUGAGGCUCCAACAUCUGCGCAAACGUCAACUCGCAAACGGGCGCGCCUAAACCCUCCCAGCGACGAUGAAUCCGAAGAGGAGGAGGGUGAUGAAAGUGAAGAUUCGAUGCCGCCGCCUCCCAGAAAAUCUCUGAGAGCUCACCCUGGGUUGGGCCCAGAUGGAUACAAGCCUGGCGCAAUCGUUCGUAUUAAAGUCGUCAACUUCGUCACUUAUACCGAAGCAGAGUUCUUCCCAGGCCCAAAGCUAAACAUGGUGAUCGGACCAAACGGAACUGGCAAAAGUACAUUGGUUUGCGCUAUCUGUCUAGGACUUGGAUGGGGGCCUCAGAUCUCGGUGAAUUCGUCAAGCAUGGCUCCUCCGAAGCUACGAUCGAGAUUGAACUUGCGAGGCACCCCGGGUACCCCGCGGAAUCCAGUGAUCAGUCGCAUGAUCAAGCGAGAUGGAAACAAGAGUUCAUUUACGUUGAACGGCCACCCUGCUCCUAAACAAACGGUGCUGAAACUCGCGCAAGGAUUCGCAAUUCAAGUCGAUAACCUCUGCCAGUUUUUACCUCAAGACAAGGUUGCUGAAUUUGCCGCACUUACACCAAUCGAACUCCUUCAUUCUACCGAGAGAGCAGCUGCUGGACAAGAUAUGGUCAAUCAACACGAUGCUUUGAAGAAACUACGAGGCGAACAGAAGGAUAUUGAAAUGAACAAUCGCGGCGACAAAGAAAUGCUCUCAAAUUUGGAGAAUCGACAGGAGAUGCAAAGGGCAGAUGUGGAGAGAAUGCGACAAAGAGCUGAAGUGCAGGAAAAAAUCGACAAUUUGGAUUUCCUGCGCCCAUGGGUUGAAUAUAGAGAAUAUCACCGUACCCUCACCGAACUCAAAGAGCAGAAGACCAAGUGCGAACAGGAGCAGGGGGAACUGGAACAACGUCUUGCGCCUGCGAUGGCAGCCGUGGAUGCCAAAGAAAGCUAUUUGAAUCAAGUCAGUGCGGUAAAAGAACAACGGGAGACCCAAGUACAACAGCUUUCAGAUAUUGCCAGGGCACAGGGAAAUACUGUUCAAAACUUGGAUGCUCAAAACAAAGAGCUUAAUGGCGAGAUUGAUGCCCUCAAGAAAUCCAACCAGAAGACGAAGGACGAUGCUUAUGCUGAAACGCAAAAAUACAAAAGGCUGAAACGGCAGCAAGAGGAAGAGCCAGUGGAAUUUGACCCUGACUAUUACAAUGAGCAACUGAAACAAAAAAGACUCGAGGCUCGCGAAAUAGAAGAGAGGGCGAAGGAGAUCAACCGACUUAAAACUCCUCUGGCCGAAAGAAAGCGCGAAUUGCAAGACCAGGUUGAACGAGAAGAACGGCAGCUGAGACAACUGGACUCAGAAGUAGGCCGUCAAGAAAACAAGCUGGCGAAUCUGUCACAAGAUACGCUAAAAGCCUAUCGAUGGGUUCUCCAAAACCAAGACAAAUUUGAAAAAGAAGUGUUCGGUCCGCCAAUUGUCACUUGCUCCAUCAAAAACCCUCGAUAUGCCGAUAUAAUCGAAUCACUGUUCCAGAAAAACGACUUCACGUCAUUCACGACACAAAGCAGAAACGAUUUUCGCACCCUGCAAAGGGCACUUGACCGAGAUUUGAAGCUUUCAGAUAUCACUAUCAAGACAUGCUCGGCGUCUCUCGAGUCCAUGACCGUGAACAUCUCAAACGAGGAACUCAAGCGACUCGGGUUUGAGGGCUGGGCUAAAGACUUUAUCCAGGGUCCCGAUCCUGUACUUGCUAUGCUUUGUAGCGAGAAUGGUUUGCACAGAACACCCGUUGGAUUGAAUGAGAUAUCAAAUCAGGUCUAUGAAGAGCUCGUGGCGGGAACCCUCGCUUCAUGGGUUGCCGGGAAACAAUCCUAUAAGUGCACUCGACGUCGGGAGUACGGGCCUGGAGCUGUGUCGACUCGCGUCAACCCGGUCAGACCUGCUAGGUAUUGGACGUCGCAACCUGUGGAUGCAUCUGUGAAACAACAACACCGGGAUAAAAUCAGAGACGCCAAGGCGGAAGAAGAGCACAUUGAUGAACAAAUGAAUGAACAGAGAUCCGAGUUGGGGGACCUAGGCUCGAGGAGAAAAGAGUUACAUAGUGACAUGGACGAGAUUGAGAAGGAGAAAGCCGAAAAGCAAACAGCACAUACACAGUACCGCGCAAUCCCGGAGAAGCUUGCUGCAAUCCUAGCCAAGAAGACCACGUUUGAGAGGAUGUUCAAGACGACCCGAGAGCGCGUUGCUGAAAUCCGCGGCCGACAAGAUGAAGUUGUUAUCAGAAAAGCCGAGGCCGCCAUUGAGUAUGCGGAUGCCGUCGAGAAUCUUCGGGAAGCCUUCGAGGAACUUGUCAGCGUUGAAGUUAAAUGUCUUGAAGCACAUUCCGAUCUCCAACUUCUGAAUAACCGUAAUAGUGAAUAUCGAAACAUGAAAGCAGAAAAAUCCCGCGAGGUUGGGCGCCUCCAAGCCGAAUAUGCAGAUGCAUUGAGUAAAGGCAGAGGCAUGAGACGGGCUUCGAAGCGCAUCAUGGAUCAAGCAAAUGAGAGACCCGGCUGUGAGGAACUUUGCGCGUCGAUGGCGGCAAUCGAAAACUACGGCAUGGAUGAAUUCAAUGCGGAGAUCGACUCAGCUAGGGCGCAACUGGAAUUAACCCAGGGUGGCAGUGCGAGCAUGAUCAAGGAAUUCGAAGAGCGUGAGCAGAAGAUCGAGAAAUUGCGCGACAAACUCGCCUCUUUCCAAGAGCAAUUGGAUGCACUCCAAGGGGGCAUUGAUGAGGUUCGGGCAAUUUGGGAACCAAGGCUGGACGCACUCAUCAGCAAGAUUAGUGAUGCCUUCUCAGACUCUUUCCAGCGCAUUGGUUGUGCUGGACAGGUAAGCCUAGACAAGGUGGAAGCUGAGUCUGGGCCAAAUGGCGAGCGUGGUGGUAGCGAGUUUGAUCAAUGGUCUAUUCAGAUCCACGUCAAGUUCCGAGAGCAUGAAAGCUUGUCACUCUUGGAUUCACACCGUCAAUCAGGUGGUGAGCGAGCUGUGAGCACUAUCUUCUACCUCAUGGCGCUUCAAUCUCUGUCUGCAUCACCAUUCCGGGUUGUCGACGAGAUCAACCAGGGUAUGGACCCAAGGAACGAACGCAUGGUUCAUGGUCGCUUGGUGGACAUUGCCUGUGCCUCAACUGAGGAAGAGACCGACGACCAAGGCAAUCCUGUUGGGGGCAGCGGUGGUGGGCAAUACUUCCUCAUCACGCCGAAGCUUCUUACUGGACUAUCUUACAAGCCUGGCAUGAGAGUUCUUACUAUCUGGAGUGGCGAGCAUAUGCCUAAGGACCAUAAGCUGAAUGUCGGCCGGGCUAUUCGUCUCAGGAAGGAAAUGAAUGCUGAGACAAAUAAUCUGGGCAGCAGUCCCCAGGUCGGUGUCUACGCAUAA
Messenger RNA from Penicillium angulare, 3609 nucleotides. Its product is annotated as DNA repair ATPase SMC5. Gene Ontology annotation, biological process: double-strand break repair via homologous recombination. The transcript has 6 exons. Gene Ontology annotation, molecular function: ATP hydrolysis activity; ATP binding. The record is from RefSeq and is a predicted model, not a curated record. Lineage: Eukaryota; Fungi; Ascomycota; Eurotiomycetes; Eurotiales; Aspergillaceae. The coding region runs from base 1 to 3609 and encodes 1202 amino acids. Gene Ontology annotation, cellular component: Smc5-Smc6 complex.